AUGAAAGAUAAUCUUAAUCGUACAUCUUUUCAUUAUGCUUGUAUGAUGAAUGAUCAAAUAUCUAUGGAAAUUUUAGAACAAGUACAUGCUAAACAAUUAAAUGAUUGUUUGAAUUUUUCUCCGAAUGAUUAUCUUCUUAAUAAUGAAUUACAUUUUGAAAGAUUUUCAUCUCGAAAUUUUCCUGAACAUGAAUUACAACGAAAAUCAAUUGCGAUUAGUAACUAUUUAAAAAUAGCUUUUUAUUCAAAAUUUAAACAAGCGAUUGAAAAGAAUUCUAUUGAUGAGAUUAAAUUACUUAAUAAUGAAUUGAUUCAAAUGGGUUUUCAUCUGAAAGAUUUCGAUCCAAAUUCAUCUUUAAAUGAUUAUAUUCAAGGUGAACGUUAUAUUCCAUUUUUAUUUCUUGCAUUUGAAUAUCGAGCAAUUCCAGCAAUAAAAUGUUUACUUCAAUUAGGUUUGCCUAUUAUUGGUCAAAUAGCUAUAUCAAUAUCAAAAAUGAAUAAUAAAUCUCUUUGGAUGCCAUUUUGUCGACGAUUAGGUGAUCUUCAAUGUUUGGAUAUUGUUGAUAUAAUAGCUGGUUUAGAAGAUGAUGUUGAAUUAAAAGAUGCUUUUAAACAAAAACCUAUACCAAUAGAAAUAAUCAUCCAUGAAAAUUCUAUCAAAACUGAACAACAAAAGCAGCAGCAACAACAACAACAACAGCAACUACGUCAUUCAAAUUGGGAAAAAUUAUCUAAAGCAGAAAAACUAAUCAAGUUUUUUAAAGGACAUCAACAAAAUCAGGAUAUAAAAUCAAAAACUGAUGCAAUACGUUACUAA
Adineta steineri is the source of this 816-nucleotide messenger RNA. The record is from the annotation of a GenBank genome assembly. Lineage: Eukaryota; Metazoa; Rotifera; Eurotatoria; Adinetida; Adinetidae.